GAGGAGCAGAGCCAGGCCCGUGCUCCCAAAGGCAGCAAGAUGUUGCGAGCCACAGCUCUCUGCUGGUUCCCACCUGCAUACCCGGAAGCUAAGAAGGUGGCCAAGCAGGUGGCCCUCGAGGCAAGCCGACCGUUGGGAGAGGAGCAGAGCCAGGCCGGUGCUCCCGAAGGCAGCAAGAUGUUGCGAGCCACAGCUCCCUGCUGGUCCCCACCUGCAUACCCAGAAGCCAAGAAGGUGGCCGAGGAGGCGGCCCUCGAAGCUCCAGAAUUCCCACUGCCCUCCGCCCAGAGCUUCGGGCUCUGGGUGCCCCAGAUGCACAACCAGACCUCAGCACUAGUGGACAUCCAGGCGGAGCCCCAGAAUAGGGGUCCGGCGGUGCCCCCAGCGUGGCCCAAGAUGGUGACGGAGGCGUGGUACUUCCCCGCGCAGAGGGGAUCGGCCUGCCGCUUGCCAGCCGCCCCAAGGCUGACAGAGAGGCCCUCUCGAGUCCGCAUCUCAGCCCCCAGGAAGAGGAAGAGGAUCGCCCACUUUCCCAGCCCUUGCUUGGUCGCAGGUCACACCGAUGCCAAGAGAACCCGGGUGGCCGGCAGCAGCCAACGCUCCAAUGGCUCCAGGGUAGGCAGACAGCCACGGAAGACGCACAACAGGUCGGGGAUGGCAUGCAAGACCUGCACCAAACUCAGCUCUAAGCGAAUCGUCCAUCGUCCAUCCUUACCGACUUUGAAGAAACCCAUUAUCCUCCGAAAGUCUCGGUGCCAAGUCCCCACCGUCAUCUGCCGAGGCUAUCGCUAACUGUUCACCAAAGAGUGUCUCAAGUUCUGCGCCUCCAAGCAGGAGGCCGAGGAGAAGGCGCUGAAAGAGGAGAAGGUGGCCUACGACUGCAGCCCCAACGAACAUAAGAACAUGUACCUGAAUGUGGUCCUGAACACCCUCAAGAGACUGAAGGGCCUGACCCCCAGCUCCAUGCCAGGCCUCAGCAGGGCCGCCCUGUACAGCCGCCUCCAGGAGUUCCUGCUCACCCAGGACCAGCUCAAGGAGAACGGCGACCCCUUCCCGCACCCCGAGCGGCCCGGAGACGCCGUCCUCUUCACUGGCCAGGGGAAGGGGCCCGGCGACUCCUCCUGCAGGGUCUGCUGCCGUUGUGGCACCGACUACCUGGUGUCCUCCUCGGGCCGCUGUCUACGCGACCAGUUGUGUUAUUAUCACUGGGGGCGGGUCCACUCAAGCCGAGUGGCUGGAGGCCGGGUUAGCCAGUACACCUGCUGUGCAGCUGCUCCUGGCUCUGUGGGCUGCCAGGUGGCAAAGCAGCACGUGCGGGACGGCCGCAAGGACAACCUCCAUGGCUUCGUGAAGACCUUCAAGAAAGAGUUUUCCAGAGACGCUUAUCCAGGAAUCUACGCCUUGGACUGCGAGAUGUGCUACACCACGCAUGGCCUAGAGCUGACCCACGUCACCGUGGUGGACGCCGACAUGCGAGUGGUGUACGACAUCUUCGUCAAGCCCGACAACGAGAUCGUGGACUACAACACCAGGUUUUCCGGAGUGACCGAGGCCGACGUCACCAAGAUGAGCAUCACGUUGCCUAAAGUCCAAGCCAUCCUGCUGAGCUUUUUCAGCGCCCAAACCAUCCUCAUCGGGCACAGCCUGGAGAGCGAUCUGCUGGCCCUCAAGCUGAUCCACAGCACCGUGGUGGACACGGCAGUGCUCUUCCCGCACUACCUGGGUUUCCCCUACAAGUGCUCCCUCAGGAAUCUCGCGGCCGACUGCCUGGGACAGAUCAUCCAGGACAGCCAGGACGGCCACAGCUCAAGGGAGGACGCAAACGCCUGCCUGCAGCUGGCGAUGUGGAAGGUCCGACAGAGCGCCCAGAUCCAGCCAUGCCACCGGUCCGCCUCUCCCGCCGCCCUGGCCUGUCCUUAG
Molecule: messenger RNA, 1920 nt
Organism: Pongo pygmaeus (Bornean orangutan)
Lineage: Eukaryota; Metazoa; Chordata; Mammalia; Primates; Hominidae
Product: putative exonuclease GOR
Cellular component (GO): nucleus
Molecular function (GO): exonuclease activity; nucleic acid binding
Source: RefSeq, a predicted model, not a curated record